Messenger RNA from Lachancea nothofagi CBS 11611, 1581 nucleotides. The record is from the annotation of a GenBank genome assembly. NCBI's taxonomy places the organism in Eukaryota, Fungi, Ascomycota, Saccharomycetes, Saccharomycetales, Saccharomycetaceae.
AUGACUGCAGUGUGCUUUAGAAAUGCUAGCUCGGUCCUGAGCAUGGCAAAGAAUGCCCGCAGUCUAGCGCUUGGAACCAGAUACGCGUCUAGCAGGGUUAAAGCGGAUUUUGUUAAAUUGACUACUCCUAACGGCUUCACAUACGAACAGCCCACAGGUUUGUUCAUCAACAAUGAAUUCGUCAAGGCGCACGGCGGCGAGACCAUCUUGGUCGAAGACCCCGCCACCGCAAAGAAGAUUGUAGAAGUGCAGUCUGGUACUAAGGAAGAUGUCAACUAUGCUGUCGACUGUGCUGAGAAAGCAUUCAAGUCUUCGUGGUCAACGUGUGACCCCAAGGAAAGGUCUCGGGUUUUGCUCAAGCUAGCCGACCUUGUCGAACAAAGAAAAGAACUUAUUGCCUCUAUCGAGUCGAUGGACAAUGGUAAAGCACUCAGGCUAGCGAGAGGCGACGUAGGUAUCGUCAUUGAUUUCCUCCGCUCUUCUGCCGGGUAUGCCGACAAAUUGGACGGAAGAGCCAUCAACACAGGCGAUGGUUACGUUAACUACACAAUUAGAGAGCCAGUCGGUGUUUGUGGUCAAAUUAUUCCAUGGAACUUUCCCCUCAUGAUGCUUUCUUGGAAGAUUGCACCUGCUAUUGCCGCUGGUAACACUGUCAUUUUGAAACCUGCCUCUCCUACCCCAUUGAACGCUCUUUACUUUGCAUCGCUCUGCAAAGAAGCUGGCAUUCCAGCGGGUGUUGUGAACAUCAUACCCGGACCUGGUAGAGCUGUCGGUGAGACGUUGACCACCCAUCCUAAAAUAAGAAAAAUUGCAUUCACUGGUUCCACUGGUACCGGUAAAGGUAUUGCAAUCAAGGCUGCCGAAUCAAACUUGAAGAAAGUGACUUUGGAAUUGGGAGGUAAGUCUGCUCAUUUGGUUUUCAACGACGCUAACUUGGAGAAGACCUUGCCUAAUUUAGUGAACGGUAUUUUCUUGAAUGCUGGCCAAAUUUGCUCCUCUGGCUCCAGAAUAUAUGUUCAAGAAGGCAUUUACGACAAACUGCUACCUGCAUUCAAGAAAUACGUUGAAGAAAACAUCAGCGUGGGUUCACCAUUUGUAGAAAGCAACUUUCAAGGUGCUAUCAACAACAAAAUGCAAUUCGAUACCAUCAUGAACUACAUCGCCAUUGGUAAGGAAGAAGGCGCUAAAGUUUUGACUGGUGGCAAAAGAGUUGGUGAAGAAGGUUACUUCAUCAGACCCACCAUCUUUUACGAUGUUAACGAGGACAUGAGAAUCGUAAAGGAAGAAAUUUUCGGCCCUGUCGUCACCAUCUCUAAAUUCAAAGACAUCGACGAAGUUGUUGCUAUGGCCAACGACUCCGAAUUUGGUCUAGGUGCUGGUAUUGAAACGGAAAACGUUUCUACCGCGUUGAAAGUCUCUAAAAUGCUCAAGGCCGGUACCGUAUGGGUAAACACUUACAACGAUUUCCAUGCCUCUGUUCCAUUUGGUGGUUGCAAGCAAUCUGGGUAUGGUAGUGAAAUGGGCAUUGAAGCUUUUGAGUCUUACACUUCUGUCAAAGCCGUUAGAAUAAAAAUUGAGUAA